CUACGCCAGCAACGCGACCCCACGAAACCCUCCCCCUCCCCCGCCUUGCUCCCGCCACCAAUUCUCCUCUUCGCAUGCACUCGCGCACGUACGAACCAUGUCCGCCACCGACGACAGCCACGCUACGAAGCCCACGCAUCUCGAUCCCAGCGCGCUCGGCACCCGCGAAUACUGGGACGACGCGUACACGGUCGAGCUGGCAAACCAUGCGCAAUCCGCCGAAGACGAAGGCACAAUUUGGUUCUCGGACGCCGGAGCCGAAGAGCGCAUGCUGCAGUAUCUAGAGGAUCUGGCCGACGAAGGGCGCCUGCACAAAGAAGAAGAGGAGGGAGAGACGACGAGCUUCCUCGACCUGGGCACAGGCAACGGACACUUGCUGUUUGCGCUACGCGACGAUGAUUGGGAGGGCCGCAUGGUGGGUGUGGAUUACAGUCGCAAGAGCGUGGAGCUGGCGCGGCGCAUCGGCGAGACGCGCCGCGCCGAGAACGAGGAACUGCGCGCUGUGCAGUUCGAGGAAUUCGAUAUCCUGGCGGGCACACCAGGCGAGUGGCUCGGUGCAGGCUUCGAUGUCGUGCUGGAUAAGGGCACCUUUGAUGCCAUCAGCUUAAGCGGCGAGAUGGAUGCGCAGGGCAGGCGUAUCUGCGAGGGCUAUAGGGAGCAGGCGGAGAAGCUGAUCAAGAAGGGCGGCAUUUUGCUGAUUACGAGUUGCAACUGGACAGCCGAGGAACUCAAGGAGUGGUUCGUGGUUGAUGGAGGAGAAUUGGAGUAUGAGGAUGCUAUCAAGUAUCCCAGCUUCACGUUUGGCGGCAAGACCGGACAGCAAGUCUGUUCUUUGGUCUUUAGAAGAAAGACGGCGCCUUGAGGAACCUAAGACAAUCUCUGGAUAAGAGGGUCGUUUG
Molecule: messenger RNA, 899 nt
Organism: Aplosporella prunicola CBS 121167
Lineage: Eukaryota; Fungi; Ascomycota; Dothideomycetes; Botryosphaeriales; Aplosporellaceae
Exons: 1
Coding region: 98-862 (254 amino acids)
Biological process (GO): peptidyl-lysine dimethylation; peptidyl-lysine monomethylation
Cellular component (GO): cytoplasm
Molecular function (GO): protein-lysine N-methyltransferase activity
Source: RefSeq, a predicted model, not a curated record